ACGGCAUCUGUGCUUACAAGCGUUUUGGGAUUCCAUUAAAAAAUUAAACUCAUGUACUGGAAACUGAAGCUGUACCAGCUCACCUGGGGAGCUCUGCCCUCUGCAUAUCCUCCACAAGAGGCCCUGCACCGCCCCUACGGCUGCGACGUCGAGCCCCAGGCACUGAACGAAGCCAUCAGAUGGAGCUCCAAGGAGAACCUGCUUGGAGCCACUGAGAGCGACCCCAAUCUCUUUGUUGCACUUUACGAUUUUGUAGCAAGUGGUGACAACACACUCAGCAUCACCAAAGGUGAGAAGUUGCGAGUCCUGGGUUACAACCAGAAUGGUGAAUGGAGCGAGGUGCGUUCGAAGAAUGGGCAGGGCUGGGUACCAAGCAACUACAUCACUCCUGUGAACAGCCUGGAGAAGCACUCGUGGUACCACGGGCCGGUGUCCCGCAGCGCAGCCGAGUAUCUGCUCAGCAGCCUCAUCAACGGCAGCUUCCUGGUGCGGGAGAGCGAGAGCAGCCCCGGGCAGCUGUCCAUCUCGCUCAGGUACGAGGGACGCGUUUACCACUACAGGAUCAACACCACCUCCGAUGGCAAGGUCUAUGUGACAGCAGAAAGUCGUUUCAGCACCCUGGCAGAGCUGGUGCACCAUCACUCGACGGUGGCAGAUGGCCUGGUGACGACUCUGCAUUACCCAGCCCCCAAGUGCAAUAAGCCCACCGUGUAUGGGGUGUCCCCCAUCCAUGACAAGUGGGAGAUGGAGCGCACCGACAUCACCAUGAAGCACAAGCUCGGGGGAGGGCAGUAUGGAGAGGUCUACGUGGGGGUCUGGAAGAAAUACAAUCUCACAGUGGCUGUGAAAACGUUAAAGGAAGAUACCAUGGAGGUGGAAGAGUUCUUGAAAGAAGCUGCUGUGAUGAAGGAGAUCAAGCACCCAAAUCUAGUGCAGUUGUUAGGUGUGUGCACCCUGGAGCCCCCCUUUUACAUCGUGACGGAGUACAUGCCCUACGGGAACCUGCUGGACUACCUGCGGGAGUGCAACCGCGAGGAGGUCAGUGCUGUCGUGCUGCUCUACAUGGCCACCCAGAUCUCCUCUGCCAUGGAGUACCUGGAGAAGAAGAACUUCAUCCACAGGGACCUGGCAGCACGGAACUGCUUAGUUGGAGAAAACCACGUGGUGAAGGUGGCUGACUUUGGCUUGAGUCGACUCAUGACUGGUGAUACCUACACAGCCCAUGCUGGGGCCAAGUUCCCAAUCAAAUGGACAGCUCCCGAGAGCCUGGCCUACAACACCUUUUCAAUCAAAUCAGAUGUGUGGGCCUUUGGGGUGCUGUUAUGGGAAAUUGCUACCUAUGGGAUGUCACCAUACCCAGGCAUUGACCUCUCUCAGGUGUAUGAUCUGCUGGAAAAGGGCUAUCGGAUGGAGCAGCCAGAGGGGUGCCCUCCCAAGGUGUAUGAGCUCAUGAGGGCAUGCUGGAAGUGGAACCCACCAGACCGACCCUCCUUUGCUGAAACCCACCAGGCUUUUGAAACCAUGUUCCACGACUCGAGCAUCUCCGAGGAGGUAGCAGAGGAGCUUGGGAGAACAGCCUCGUCCUCAUCCAUAGUUCCUUACCUGCCCCGCUUACCCAUGCUUCCCUCCAAGACGAGAACGCUGAAGAAACAGGCAGAGAACAAGGAGAACAUUGAAGGAGCACAGGACACUGUGGAGCACUCAGCAUCCAGCUCAGCACCAGGUUUCAUCAGAAGCACACAGCCAACAGGCGGGUCCCCUGCACUGCCCCGCAAGCAGAGGGACAAGUCCCCCAGCAGCCUCCUGGAGGAUGCCAAAGAGACCACGUUCACCAGGGACAGGAAAGGAGGCUUCUUCAGCUCCUUCAUGAAGAAGAGGAACGCUCCCACGCCUCCCAAGCGCAGCAGUUCCUUCCGGGAGAUGGAGAACCAGCCCCAUAAGAAAUACGAGCUGACGGGUAACUUCUCCUCUGUUGCUUCCUUGCAGCACGUGGACGGGUUCUCCUUUGCUCCAGCGCAGCAGGACACGAGCCUGGCUCCCCCCAAGUGCUAUGGAGGGGGCUUUGUGCAGAGGACCUUCUACAGUGAGGAGGGCACUGGGCCCAGCAGUGCUGGGGGUGUGAGCACUGGUGGAGGGUGGUCGGGCAUCACUGGCUUCUUUACGCCACGCUUGAUUAAAAAGACGCUGGGUUUACGAGCAGGAAAACCCACGGGCAAUGAAGAAGCUUCAAAGCCUUUUCCAAGGUCAAACUCUACAUCUUCCAUGUCCUCAGGGCUUCCAGAGCAGGAUAGGAUGGCAAUGACCCUUCCCAGAAACUCCCAGAGGUCAAAAAUUCAGCUGGAACGGACUGUGUCCACCUCCUCCCAGCCCGAUGAGAGCACAGGGAGGGCCAAUGACCUGAUUCCCAAAAGGUUUGAAGAAGGCCCUGCUUUGACCAGAGAGAGACCAAAAGCAAAACUCUUGCCAAGGGGUGCCACAGCACUCCCUUUCCGAACUCCCUCCGCGUCGGAAGAAAAGGAGGGUCCUGGGCUAGUGGCAGCUCCUAAGGGCAAAGAAAAAAACAGUGGCCCACGACAAGGGGCCCUUGAGGAUGGCGAGAGGCCAGGGUGGUCAUCUCCAGUAAAGGCUGCAGCAAUACUUCCAACCACUCAUAACCACAAAGUGCCAGUCCUAAUCUCACCCACUCUAAAACACACUCCAGCAGAUGUGCAGCUCAUUGGCACAGACUCUCAGGGUAAUAAAUUUAAGCUCUUAUCUGAGCAUCAGGUCACUUCUUCCGGCGACAGGGACCGGCCCAGACGGGUAAAACCAAAGUGUGCUCCACCUCUGCCCCCGGUGAUGCGGCUCCUCCAGCAGCCAGCUGCCUGCUCGGACGCAGCAGAAGAGCUGAGCAGCGUGGCGGGAGGGCAGCACGGACUGGAAUCCAACGAAGGGAGCAAGAAGGCAGCAGCAGCAGCAGCAGCACCUGUUGGUGGAAAAUCUGGGAGGCCUGCGAUGCCUCCGCCUCAAGUGCCUCUGUCAUCGUCUUCCACCUCCCCGGUGAAAAUGGCCAACGGCACGGCCGGCGCCAAGGUCGCGCUGAGAAAGACCAAACAGGCGGCCGAGAAAAUCCCCACGGACAAGAUCAGCAAGGAGGCGCUGCUGGAGUGCGCGGAUCUGCUGUCGAGCGCCAUCGCCGAGCCCACGCCCAACAGCCAGCUGGUGGACACGGGCCACCAGCUGCUGGAUUACUGCUCAGGCUACGUGGACUGCAUCCCGCACACGCGCAACAAGUUUGCCUUCCGGGAAGCCGUGAGCAAACUGGAACUCAGCCUGCAGGAGCUGCAGGUGUCCUCGACAGCUGCUGGCGUCCAUGGGGCGAACCCCGUCCUUAAUAACUUAUUGUCAUGUGUCCAAGAAAUCAGCGAUGUGGUGCAAAGGUAGCUACUGUCGAUCUGGGUAAGAGAAACACACACGGGGAGGGCGGGACUGUUUUUCUGUACUGAUGCUUUUCAAAAGGAAAGACUGAUACUUGAGUAUGUGAAGUACCUCAGAUCACUGAGUUCUCCUCACGUUUACAGGUUCAUCUCAAAGAAUGGGGGAUGGAGAGGGUAGAUGAAAGCUGUAAGGGCCAGAACAUCAAGGAUCUGUCCCUAUCUAGUCAGGUUGAUCUGCUUGGUAUGGCAAGGGAAAGAAAGUUCCUUCUCCUCCCCUGGAGAGGCAGGAGAACCGAUGGCAGGUUCUCCCUCUGGGCAGGACGGUGGUGACAGCUAGAGUCCUAGGGUGGCUGCAGCUGCCUGGCUGCACAAAUCCUGCCCUGACUGCACUCACUGUGCUUUGCUGUCCUGACAAGGCCAAGGAAAGGCACUGGGGCUCUGCUGGUACUGACGGCAGAGCGGCCAGAGCGGCUCCGGGGGCAGUCGUGUGCAGCUGGGGGAAAGGUCUAAUGCACUGACAGUAUUCAGAGCUGCUGGAGGUGGAUGCACUGGUCUGGAUGGCUUGACUUCCACAGCACUGUUGCUGCUGUAAUGAGAACUGCAAGAUUAGUUAAUAUAUGAAACUGUCCCUUUUCCCUCCUGUCCACCUCAUCCACCACGUUCUCGUCAUCAUUGUAUUGGAAGCAUCAGGGAUGCUGGGCAGACUUACCACUGGAAUUCCCCCUUCCCACCACACAGCCUUCACUCAGCUGAUACCUAUUUCUAGUGGUCUAGCACAGGUGCUGCUUGAUGGUCAUUUUUGAGUAGUUUGGGGCUCUUGCACAACUUGCCAAUGUUGUUGUUGGGGUGGGUGGGUUAUUUCUUUUUUUAAGCUCUAGAUUGUUUUUUAGCUUGUUACCAGGUUGACUCCCCAGUUCAGUUUGAUCACCCGAGGACCCAUGGUAAGGCAGAGCCUCUGGCCCCCUGGCUGUUUUCCACAUUCCUUUAGCAGUCACAGCACUGCACGGCCAGCUGGAGAACCAGAAGUACAGCCCAGCCUGCCCACCACAUAUCCUUACUGCUGCAGGAUUCCCUGGACCUGUCCCUAACCCUUCACACUGCCAGAUUCCUGGGAUUUGUUCUGAUUCUUACCUGUCUCACAGGCUUCCAGCUUCCCUGCAUCCUGAGGUGAUAUGGUAUGGCAGCACACAGGGAAACAUCACAGGCAUCUCCAUGUAUUUAUUCCCAUAUUUUAAAGGCUAGACCAGGAUCCUGAGCUGUGGUGUAGGGAAUGUGCACAUAACCUGUGCACUCCUCUGCCUGAGGCGUGGCAACAAAAGCUGUGGCUCUACCUUGAAGGGCUCCCACUGGGUCUCUAAAGCCUUCUAAGCACCCCAGAAUGAGAGCAGCUGAGUGGUUGGCAUUGUCAUCCUUGUUCCUGGUGCUGUUUGGAGACUGUUGUGGCCUCACAAAGCUGGUGUGUGUCUACACACAACUCCCCAAGGUGCGAAUGUACUGGCAAGUAAGAAGAGCUCAGUUGCUGGUUUGUGAGAGGAAAGGAAACAGGCCUGAAACCUGGCUCCAAAUACACCUUACCUGCAUGCUGCUGCUCACUGCACACUGCUGGUGAUAGAGGAUCUCGCUUGCUUUGCACCUCAAGUCUCUGGGUUUUUUUGCCUAAAACGCUUUUUAAACUUGUUUUUCAAGUGUGGCCGUGCUGCUUUUAGUCUGAGCAUUUUGAGUGGAGCUGUGGCACUGGUGUGACCUCAGAAGAUGGGCACUUCCCUUUCUGUCUAGAAGCACAUGUUGCUGCUUGGAAGCAGGCUGGGUGUCUCAGCAAGUGUCUCUGUUUUUUCCACAGAGCAUAGUGAGACAGGCCUGGAAAAAUCUUUAGCAAUGGGCUGGUGUCUGAGAAUCUGCAUUUCAUUGCUGGUCUGAGCUAAGCAAAGUUGUUUCAGGGUGCAUGGAGACACAGUAGAGGAGCAGCAUGGGAGGUACAAUGGACCAGUGACUUUCUGUGGCCCAGGAAGUGAAGUGCUGGGAGGAAAAAGAACCAAGCAACCCCUUGUGCUGGCAAGUCCUGAUCCCCUGCAGGGGGAUAGCCUCGAGGCUGUCCCAAAGCUCUUCUCCAGCCAGAGUACCAACCCCUUAUCUCCUAGACUUUACUGAGGGCUUUGGUGGUUUACCUUAUCUCUUUCAGUCAUCUUCAUGAAAGGUGUGCAUCCACACUAACUGCCUUUGGAAAGGUGACCUGCAAAGGGAAGGUGGCUUGUGGCAUUGCUUCACAUGGCCUGUCAAACAAUCAGAAGAAUUUAGAAGGUGGGGGGCUUCCUUUUCUUUGGGGCAGAAGGGCAGGUCUUGCUUACCCUGGCAGAUUAUCACAUGGUUCCAUCAUUGUACUGCUGCUCAGCCUGGGACAAAUGGGCUGGGACUGAAGGGAUUCCAGGGGAAAGGAUUUUUAACCAGGACAUCUUAAAGCUUAGCCCAAUUCUGAUGAGUAUUGAUGAAUAUUUUGAAAGAAGCCUUUUUUUUUUUUUUUUCCUAAAUGCCAGUCUUCCAGAAAAACUACAGCAAAAGUGAUAGGAUAGCAAUAUGGAAUUCCAAACUACUGGAACUCCCCUCUUGCAGCCCUUUCUGAAGAAAGCAGCUGUGUCCCAAUGAACACUGGCCAUCCCCACUUCCUUCCAUAUGCCCCACUCUCUCCUUGCCCUCACAGCAGAGAUGGGCAGUGGGACAGGGGAGCAUCCAAUGCUUUUCCAGAGUCACAGAAUGGCUGAGGUUGGAGAGCCCUUUGGAGGUCACCUGGUCCAAACUCUCAACCCAAGCAGGGCCACCAAGAGUCACCUGGGAGGACCAUGCCCAGGCAGCUUUUGGGUGUCUCCAAGCACAGAGAGUCUACAACCUCUGUGCCCAACACAGGAGCCUGUUUAGUUCUGACCCCUCCUGUGGUGCAGAAACAAAGGCCAGUGGAAUUUGGGGAUUCACCUGUUGUCACUCUCAUGGAAAGUGUUUUCUCUGCUCUUACCUAUCAUCUUAACAUCAAGGCAGGCAGAUUGUGGCAGAGGUAGUGAUGACUUGACAGGUUUUUUUUCCUCCUAAAGUGAAGGCUGCAGAAUUGCUGAGACUUCUGCUGCCCUAGAGUGUUUUAUUCCCAAACUGCAAUGUUCCCCUGCCAUCAUAAGGAUGCUAUCUGGGAAAGCUGGUUCUGCUGUAAAUCACCAUCCAGUUAUUCUUCCUUCCAACAGCUACUUCUAAAACUUUGACCAUUCCCUCUCCUUUUAGCUAGGUCUGGCUUUCUCUUCAGCCUUAAGGGUCUCCACUGUGGCCAAUUCUCUGUUUUCAGCCUGGCACCAGAUGUGCAAAGGAAUGUGUGGGUGCUGACACCCCAUUGUUUGUCCCAGUGAAGAGCACUUCAUGGUCUAUGGUUUGGGGCAGGGGAGAAGGCAUAAAUCCUGUUGUUUUUUCUCCUCAGCACUGUCAGGCAGCCAUGGGGGGGCACUGCUGGAGCUGGGCUCUCUCACUUGCACUGCUAUGGGCCAGAAUUUAAAGCAGUCGUCCUUGCCAUGGGGAUGGCAUCCAGGGGCUGCCAAGCACAAAACACAGCGUGAGCUCAGGGGGGCACUUUCUCUUCCUACCACUUGUGGGAAUUAGCUGACUCACUGGUGCAAUUCUCUCUUCUUCCUGCACUGUACACCCUUCUUAAUCCCAAAAUGGUGCCCUAGAUUUAGUCAUGUCCUUCAUUAGUGUGGGCAGGGGUGAAGCUGAGCUAACUCUGGGUCUUGGGACUGCACCAAAUUUAGCCAGUGGGAAAGGGGAAUUGAAGGGAGCAGUGAUGCUGAUGAAGAGCACAGCAGGGAGGGAGAGGAGGGCUGUGCUUGUCCUCCUCAGCACAUUUCUCCUGGAUGCCACUGGCUUUGUGUCCCUGAGACACGGCCAAACAAAAGUGUUGACAUCUGCCAGGGUGCUUUUGCAGGGGUUGUGGGGCACAGGGAACAAACCCUGCAGUGCACACAGAGCAGGCCCUCCCCACCAGGCAGAGGUGUGGGGUGGGUUACACUGUGCAGCCACAGAGUAAUCCCAGCCCUCCUGUCCUGCCACUUACCCGAGCCAGGCUUUUCCUCUGGGGCAUGCAGAGCGCUGACAGGCACCAGUGACUCCAGAGGGUGGUGGUCCCAGAGCCAUCAGGCUGCUGCCUUCUCUGUGACACACUCACCUCAGCCCUGCUGCUCGUCAGGGGCUGAAGGGCAGAGACUGCAGCACGCAGAAACCUGCCAGGGCACUGCCAGCACAGCGGGUGGUGCUGGGGCUGUGCUGCAGAUCCCUGGAGGGCAGAACAAAGCCCUCAGCCCAUUCUCUGGGGGCAGGUAACAGGAGGCUCUGGGACGCUGAUUUGUCUCACAGCUCCACGCUCAGCAAUCAAUGUCUGUACCAAAGGAGGUCGUUCUUCCCCACGUGUCUGUUGUGCACAGGAGGUGGAGCCUGCUCGGCCCACAUGGCACUGUUUGUAUUGGUAGUGAACUCGUUGAGGGCAGGAAUGGAUUGAAAUGAAACACGUUAAUCACCAAUCACUCUUAGCAGUGUUGUCAACUGUUUUUGUUUUUUAAUUGUUAUUGUAAUAUAUUUUGGUUGUUUUUCUAAUUUAAUUCUCUCACUAUCGUCUGACUGUGAACUGCGAACAGUGUUAAACUUGAUGUAAAUAAGGCCCUUGGAAGGGCCUCUUUGCCUGUCGUUCCACAAAGUUUUGCCAAUUUGCAUUUUGUUUUAAAUAAAGGUUGCAAUAUUUUAUUGGCAAAAACCA
Ficedula albicollis (Collared flycatcher) is the source of this 8193-nucleotide messenger RNA. It is a transcript of the gene ABL2, whose product is annotated as ABL proto-oncogene 2, non-receptor tyrosine kinase. The record is from RefSeq and is a predicted model, not a curated record. The coding region runs from base 52 to 3423 and encodes 1123 amino acids. The transcript has 11 exons. NCBI's taxonomy places the organism in Eukaryota, Metazoa, Chordata, Aves, Passeriformes, Muscicapidae. Gene Ontology annotation, biological process: protein phosphorylation; regulation of apoptotic process. Gene Ontology annotation, molecular function: non-membrane spanning protein tyrosine kinase activity; ATP binding; protein binding.